Lachancea mirantina is the source of this 861-nucleotide messenger RNA. Lineage: Eukaryota; Fungi; Ascomycota; Saccharomycetes; Saccharomycetales; Saccharomycetaceae. The record is from the annotation of a GenBank genome assembly.
AUGGAGCUGCUCCAGUCCAAUUAUACCAACAACAGUAGUAGCAGUGGCUCUGAGGACGAGAACUCGGGGGAAACGAUUAGAUCUGAGCCUCUUCCCAAGCCAUUCGAGGUCUUUGACAAAUAUCAGAUCACGCCAAACGUCAAGAAAUACAUCACCAACGCUGAGAUGAACUUCACCAAGGGGAGAUGGACAAGUUUCGUUUUCAUUGAAUUCCGAAACAACGCGACACAAAGAGCUGCCUUAGAUAAGCUUCUUCCCCGCAUUAACGAGUUGCUGAGACCCGUUGAUGUGGAAUUCAAGUCUCUCUACACGUCUGAACUAGGAUCUCCACAACCGCUGCACAUUUCGUUAUCCUCGAACAUCGAGUUUUCAACUUCAGCUGAGCUAGACAGGUUUUCGCGCAUGCUUACGGUGGAGCUCCGACAAAAGCUGACCAAAGGGUUCGACGUGGCUUUCGGCCCUCAGUUACGGGUGCAUGCCAAUUCAGACAAGACCGCGCUGUUUCUCACGAUGGAGUGCGUUGACACCGUGCGAUGUAACCAGAUCAGUCUCAUCUCAUCGGUCGUGCAUGAAGCAGUCGACUACUGCGCGGCAGAAGAGCCAAACUCAAAAAAUAUGGGCAAACUCGACCCCGCGCUCGCACACAUGUCCGUUGGCAUUGACACCACAAGCAGAGCAACUCGAAAUUCUACACUACGCGGCGGGAGUUGGAGCGAUUUUUUCGGGCUGAAACUUACCGAAGUGAACACCGCCCUGGCCUCGCUCUACCUGGAUGCCGAUUUUCUUCGAAUGUUCCAAUUUCACUGCGGGGGUGUCAAAAUUACAAAACAGCGCGCCAAUAUUUGGGUACCUUUCGAAUGA